This is a messenger RNA of Jaculus jaculus (lesser Egyptian jerboa), 5857 nucleotides long. It is a transcript of the gene Agpat3, whose product is annotated as 1-acylglycerol-3-phosphate O-acyltransferase 3. Lineage: Eukaryota; Metazoa; Chordata; Mammalia; Rodentia; Dipodidae. Gene Ontology annotation, molecular function: 1-acylglycerol-3-phosphate O-acyltransferase activity. The coding region runs from base 166 to 1296 and encodes 376 amino acids. The record is from RefSeq and is a predicted model, not a curated record. The transcript is spliced from 10 exons. Gene Ontology annotation, cellular component: endomembrane system; endoplasmic reticulum.
AGAAAAACACCUGCCAGCGGUGGGCCACAGGGAGCCCAGGAGCAGAGCAUCGCAGGACCUGCAGGGUGAACACCCCUGAGGACAGCCGUCGCCCAGCCCCACCGGCCUGUGCCUCGGACGGCUGUUCUCAGUGAAGGCCCGUGCGCCCGCCCCUGAGCAGCGACCAUGGGCCUGCUCGACUACCUGAAGACGCAGUUCGUGGUGCACCUGCUCAUCGGAUUCGUGUUCGUGGUCAGCGGGCUGGUCAUCAACUUCACCCAGCUGUGCACGCUGGCCCUGUGGCCCAUCAGCAAGCAACUGUACCGCCGCAUCAACUGCCGCCUGGCCUACUCGCUCUGGAGCCAACUGGUCAUGCUACUGGAGUGGUGGUCCUGCACGGAGUGCACCCUCUUCACUGACCAGGCCACGGUGGACCACUUUGGGAAGGAACAUGUGGUUAUCAUCCUCAACCACAACUUCGAGAUCGACUUCCUCUGUGGGUGGACCAUGUGUGAGCGGUUUGGCGUGCUGGGGAGCUCUAAAGUGCUGGCUAAGAAGGAACUGCAGUAUGUGCCCCUCAUUGGCUGGACCUGGUACUUCCUGGAGAUUGUGUUCUGUAAGCGGAAGUGGGAGGAAGACCGCGACACCGUCAUCGAGGGGCUGAAGCGACUGGCAGACUACCCCGAGUACAUGUGGUUUCUCCUGUACUGUGAAGGAACGCGCUUCACGGAGACCAAGCACCGCAUCAGCAUGGAGGUGGCCAUUUCCAAGGGCCUGCCCCCCCUCAAGCAUCACCUGCUGCCCCGUACCAAGGGCUUCACCACUGCGGUCCAGUGCCUCCGGGGGACAGUUGCUGCUAUCUACGAUGUGACCUUGAACUUCAGAAGAAACAAGAACCCAUCUCUGCUGGGGAUCCUCUAUGGGAAGAAGUACGAGGCAGACAUGUGCGUGAGGAGGUUUCCCCUGGAGGAGAUCCCAGAGGACGAGAAGGGCGCAGCCCAGUGGCUUCACAAGCUGUACCAGGAGAAGGACGCCCUGCAGGAGAUGUACAAGCAGAAGGGAGUGUUCCCCGGGGAGCAGAUCAAGCCCGCCCGAAGGCCCUGGACCCUCCUGAACUUCUUGUGCUGGGCCACCGUCCUGCUUUCUCCUCUCUUCAGCUUCGUCCUGGGCGUCUUCGCCAGUGGAUCCCCGCUCCUCAUCCUCACGUUCUUGGGAUUUGUGGGAGCAGCUUCCUUUGGCGUCCGAAGGCUAAUAGGAGUAACCGAAAUAGAAAAAGGCUCCAGCUACGGCAACCAAGAAUUUAAGAAAAAGGAAUAAUUAACGGCUAUGAUUGACCACCCACAACCUGAUGCGGUAUCCAAUUAACUCAAUUAAAAACAGAACACAGAGUGAGGAGAGAGAGACACUUAGAGACUAUUUUUCUUAUUAACUGGUGACUAAUACUAAUAAUUAAAACUUGAGCCAAGAGCAAAGAACUCAGACGGCCUGCCAGGUGAAGAUGGUCAGCGGGCACCGCGGGGCCCCGCCGGCCCUCCAAGGACAGAUGGGGGAGCCUGGGCUUGGGGAGGCUCAGGGCAGUGGGUCUCCCCCAAAACUCCGCCUCCAAGAGGCGGCCUUUGCUUCCUCUUCUUAAACUCAGAGUGGGACUUCGGUUUCUUAAUUUCGGGAACUUAGCCUGACCCCUCCCCUCAUGCCCUGUACCCCCAGACCACUGGCUCUUAAUGGGUUCCUGGGAGCAGGUCGGCUGGCUCCUAUCCCACAAAGAGCUCGCUUGUCCCGCCCUGCCUGGCGCCUUCGCUUGUAGCCUGAGUGGGGGAGGGGAGGAGGGCAUCUUAGUGAUAAGCACACAUUGAAUGUAGAUCAGCCCGGUCUGUCCCGCCCCUCCUCCGCUGGCUGAAGGCCCACUCCUGCCCCUUGGCACUGUCCGCCCUGCCUCCCCAUGGGCUGUCUAAGCACCUUAAGUCUCCUUUUAAAGUGAAUGGCCCAAGAACUCAGUGGAAUGUGGAGUUCUUAGGCUCGCGCAGCGCCUCCAUGCAGAUCCUCAGUUCCUCUCUCCCUCUUUGUGACUGGGAGGCCGCGGCUCCCCGCAUGGGGCGUGGGGCGGGCGUGGGAAGACCACUCGGGCCCAGCACCUCAGGGUUCCAGAGUGCUUGAGCCCGCGGCUGGCUGCCUCUGGGAUGAUCUUUGAGCGGUGAUGCCACCAUCCAGCCCCGUUGUUUUAAAGGCAGUGGAGACCGUUAGUGCUUGCUGGUUUCUGGAGUGUCUUUGUACCAGCCGGUGGGUGGAUGGUUCUCAGCCUCACUGUGGGAAGGAGUGCCAGCCACCUCCUUGCUCAGCUCCUCCUCCUCCUCUUGACUUCUGCCUCUGUCCAGGCAGGGUUGAUCAUGCCCGCCCCCCCCCCCCCCCCCCCCCCCGGCUCCCACUCCACCUCAGAGACAUGGAGCGUCCUAGCAGAAGAUGGGGUGUCUCUGCCUGCACUCGGGGCCUCACCAGGGUCCAGUUGGCUGGCCUGGGAGACGCAUAUUUCUUCAACCGACUCUGGACAGCUGGCCUUGCAGGAGAGGAGCUGGUGGGCCCAGGAGCCGUGGGGAGGCCUACUCCCCUUCUGGGAGCUCUCUCACACACUGUCACUCACCUGCUUCCGGCUUCUGUCUGGAACUUUCCAUGGGCUCUUUCUAAGCCACACCCCUUUCAUGUUUUCUAGCAAUGGAAAACCAAGUAUUCUGUCUGGCAUAUUGCAACCAGCACUCAGAAGAAAGGCAAAACAAGCUCUCUAGGUGAGACCCAAGAAAAGAGGCUUGACUGGCCCCAAGUGUUGGGGAGAUUCUGAGGCAACAGGAUUGCUGCGGAGGCGGUACCCCUGGCCUCCUGGGUCCAUGCACGAGGGUAGCAGAUGUGGAACACUUCUAUAGUCCUGGGUCUCAUGGGGGACAGCGAACAACCGUGGUGGCUCUUUGGGAAGGUGAAGGGCUCUGUCAGACCAAGCAAGCAGACGCUCAAUUGAGCUAGCUGAAAUCUUGUCUCCUGGCCUCCCCACCAGCAAGCCAUCGUCUGCAUUCCCAGGGGUGAGCCCUGACCCCGGUGGAUGUUUGUGUCUGUCUGUGCACUUGAGGUCUCUCACUCCACCAUCAUCCCACAGAUCUCAAGGAAGCCGGUUGAUGGGCCUUGCUGUGCAUGCAUCUGGCCCAGGAAAGCAAGCUCAAAGCCUUUGCCAUUUAACAGUGGCUUUGUUUUUCCAGAGCAGCCCCCCGCCUUUCAGAUCAGUUACGUGUCGCGUCUGUGUUAGCCUGUUGUCUCCCUCUGACAACUCCCGGCUCAGAGUGUGCCUCCAAGUACCAGGCUUCUGAGAGCAAUAAAAACUACACUGGGAAUGUGUGGGGUUAUUUUUUUUUUAAGGGGUGGGGUUGGAUUUUGCUUUUCAUCUGCUUAAGAAGGAAAGAGAGAGGAAAGCUUUGACUUUUUUUUCCCAUUUAUAUUAAUAAAUCUCAGAAUAGUGCUUUUCUCUUCUUCCUUUACACUGAGCCAGAGUCAUGGCUGAUGCCAUGCCCAGAUUUGGGCUGAAGAGUUGGGCCAGAGCAAUCCGUGUUGGCUGAGUUGGGGUCAGGGAUGGGGCCAUCUUGGGCCUGGGGCAGCCGAUGACCUCAGGCUGAGGAUCGGGCUGCACUAAUGGGCUGGCCCCGUGGCUCACCGUAACCUCUGGAGCCUGGCACAGCUUAGCCCAGAACAUGGUCUGCCUGCCACUCAGGCCCAAGAGCCAGGUGCAUGGGUGCUCCUGCCUCCUCUCCACGACCCCCUCCGUGUCCUGCACUGCUCCCCACACGCUGCUCCUGGCCGUGCCCACCCACCUCACGCAGACGUCUGCGUCACUGUGCUAAGCUUGGGAAGGGGUUGCCGUUCUCCUGGCCUCCUGUGCCAUCUCACAGCACCCACAUGGAGCUUCCAUCACCUAGGGACUCCCUGCUUCUCUCUCGGGGACUUUGCAUGAGCGCAAUGCAUAGUGACUGUCCCACACGAGGCAGGUGGCAGAAGCUGAAUGAUCAAAGGGGGGAGGGCGGUUCAUAGGCCAGAGACACUUUCUCUGUAAACUAAGGCCUCGGACAAGGGUCUGCCCAUCGAUAAGUCCUUCAACCCAGAGAAAGAAACCACCUGGUGGUUGCUGGUACUUGGUGAUGGCGCACCAGAUGCACAGGCCUGCUUGAGGUGACGAGUCUUGCCCUCUGAGCCUGCAAACCACUAAGUGGGAAGCAACGAUGUAAACUGCAUUUUCCUGUGAAAAACAAUGCGGGGGAAUCACAGAUCACCUUGACGGCCCUGUUCCUCCCUUUUUGUGCCCCGUGGCAUGAGACUCCUUCCUGCCACUCAUCCAGUCAAGGUGUUGCUAAGCAUUGAUGAAGAGAGAGAAUAGUUGGACCCAGCAAGGCCAUCCCUCGCCCACCAUAUCUACCAAUGAGUGGCCCUUCCUGCAUGCUGCUGGUCUCUCCUGCUUGAGGCCUUCUAGGACAAGCCAGUACAGUCUUUUCAGCCUUGCUGACUCCCAUCAGAAUCAUUCUUCCCUGUGCCUAAGCCUCUACCCCUAGCUAGCUGCAUGCAGCCCUGGCAUGCUACACUCUGCUCGGCGGCGUGGCGUGGCUGCUGCCCCUCUGCCAUGUUGAUGAGGCUGAGGGCUCGUGAGACCAGACCAGCGCACCUGAGCUGCCUGCUGCCUUCUUUCUGGAAACACGUCCCUGGCCUGUUGGGCCAACUCUAAACCAAAGGCACCUGGGCCUGGGUGCUAGGUGGGGCCGCCACUGACCUGCCUCAGACCUUGUCCCGACACGGGGCUGUCAGGUGGGUGCUGACUCUUGGGCUCCAGGUCCCUGCAUAGGGGACAGGAUGCGAAAACCCAGGGUCAGCUUUUAGGUGACCAGGAGGGGUGGACACGUUGGGAAUUAAAUUCUGUCACAAGCAUUUGCAGCUUGUUAAUUCAGGGGCAAGGGUGGCAUUCCUAUAAGCCACUCCAGAAAUCAGCUGACAGCCCUUCCAGGAAGUCACCAGCGAAGGUGACAUGGGUCAGCCCAGGCAAGAGCAGCAUUGCCUCUCCACAGGUGGCCGCGUUGUCGCAGAAGCGUGAGCUCUGUAGUGACGAGGUCACCUGGAGUUUUCUUUUUAACUUUUCAGUUUCUUAACUCUUUGUUGCGAAAAGUAUUUGGACAGAAAUGGAGCUGUGAAUGAGAUACUGACAUGCACUAAGUUGUAUUAAAUUAAACUGGAGUUACUUGAUCCUACGAAGAAUGGCAUCACUCUGCUUGUAUUUAUUGUCUCUGAAUGGUACAUUGUGACAAUCAAAUGUGACUUGCCUCAAGGCAGGGAACGUUCCCCAGCUUCCAUGCAGAGCACCAGCGAGCGCUGUAACUGCACAGAAACGGCUCUUUCUGGAAGCCACACAAACCAUGGACUCCAGCGAGCUAGCACUGUGCAGGUGGGCAGACAUUGAGGCUUUUUCUAUUAUUGAAAAUUUGCCAUAUCUGUCACUAGUCUCCAAGGGAUACGUUGUAUACAGGGUGCAAAUGUAUUAUAUGAAUGUUUCCUUUUGUACACUUCAUUUUUACAAGUUUUGCUACUCACGGCUUUCUGUGGUUGGGGAUGGAGUGCUUGGGCUCUGCGGAACUUGUCUGGGUGGAGGAGCUAACUUAGACUUUAUAGGCCUGUGUCCCCACAGCCUGGCUGUGUUGGCCGCUAUGCAAAGCUCUCUUUGUCCACAUGGGAGGCCACCCAGGCAGCAUGGCACUCCUGCUUGGUGGUACUUUCUGGGUAAAAUGCACAGGCAUCGUACUUGUUUAUUAAAAAUGCUGUUGUGAACGAGGGAUAAAAUGUCCACAAUAUAUGAAAGUGACUCUUU